AAAGUUUAUCUGUAAAAAUAAUUUUGUUCGAUGUGUCUUUACAGAAACUAUGAACAUACUCGCAUUAACGGUCGUAUUGGCUGUGGCCGCCCUGGCCCAGGCAGACGAAAACAACUUUGACGGUUUCGGACAAGGAAGUUUCGGAUGGGGAUCUGGUGUUGGACUCGGCGGUAGUUGGGGAUACGGUGGCGGACAUGGAAGCAGUUGGGGGCACGGUGGCAUGUCCAAGGGAUAUGGUGGCGGAUAUGGAAGCAGUUGGGGACACGGUGGCAUGUCCAAAGGAUAUGGUGGCGGAUAUGGAAGUAGUUGGGGACACGGUGGCAUGUCCAAGGGAUUUGGUGGCGGAUAUGGAAGCAGUUGGGGACACGGUGGCGGCAUAUCAAAAGGCUACGGCUAUGGAUACGGCAAACAUGUUGUUAAACCCGUGAUUCCAGUACCAGUGGUUCCAGUUGUAAAGGUACCAAGGCCCAGACCAGUGAUCCCAGUCGUACCAGUUGUCAAGGUACCACAGCCCAAGCCUGUUAUUCCCGUUCCAGUCGUUCCGGUUGUGAAAGUACCAAAACCCAGACCAGUGAUCCCAGUCGUACCAGUUGUCAAGGUACCAAAGCCCAAGCCUGUUAUCCCCGUUCCAGUCGUUCCAGUUGUGAAAGUACCAAAGCCAAAGCCAGUUAUCCCUGUUGUACCAGUAGUGAAGGUGCCACUGCCAAAGCCUGUCAUGCCAGUUGUCCCUGUCAUGAAAGUCAUGCAUAAGGGUUACGGUGGUUACGGGCAUGGUGGAUAUGGCGGCAUGUCUGGUGGUUUUGGUGGAUUUUCUAGUGGAUUUGGUGGAUUUAGUGGAAUAAGCGGUGGAAUUGGAAGAAUUGGAUUCGGAGAUGAUGAUGAUUUCUACGAUGACGACGAAUUAUUUGGUUUCCAUGGUAGAUACAGCCACGGAAUUAGCGGAGGGUCACGUGGUUUUGGAAGUGCAUUUGGAGGCGUAGGAGGACUGCCCAUGCACGGUGGUGCAGGAGCUUCUCUUGGAGGUGUUGGACAUUUCGGUGGUCACGGAUCCUCUCUUGGUGGCGUAGGACAGUAUCAAGGCAUGGGAUCAUCUCUUGGUGGCGUAGGACAGUACCAAAGCAUGGGAUCAUCUCUUGGUGGUAUAGGACAGUACCACGGCAUGGGAUCAUCUUUUGGUAGUGUAGGUUCCUCAAUGGGUGGCGCUCAAUCUUUCGGCCAUUUUGGUCAUGGUGACAACGGAUGGAACAACAAUGGAUGGGAUAAUAACAAUGGCUGGGGCAAUAACAAUGGAUGGAACAACAAUGGUCUGAACAAUAAUGGAUGGAACAACAAUGCUUGGAAUAACAAUAAUGGCUGGAACGACAACACAUUUCGUCACCAUUAAUGGUAAUAUUUAAGCCAGUAAUUUGAAGUAUAAAUAGUACUUCAAUUCCUUAAUUUAAUGUGUAAUUGUAGGAUGUUACUUAUGCGGUUUGCGUAAAAGUCCGAGUGUAUUUUUGAACAUGAAAAAUAGAUGUAACUAUAACUUAUAAUAUUUGUUAAGACUGAAAUUUCAGACAUUUCUAUUUAGUUUAUACAGUAUACUGGUAUAUGCUACUGUUAAUAGCGUUUUAGGUAUUGUAGAUCUUUUAUUUGUAAAACAGUACAGCGUAAGAAUUACUUUAUAAGUAUCAAUUUCUACAUAAAAUUUUAUAAACCAUUUGACAACAAUGCUGAUAAGAACUAGUUUCUUUCUAAAUUGCUAGCAAAAGUCAUGUAUAUAUAAUCAAGAAUUGUGAUAGAAUUGUAUAGAUAAUUCAGAAACUAGUCUCAGAGCCACUCAUUCUCACAUUCAGAUUUUUCCUAUCAAAAUGUGUCAGGAAAAAUGUCUUUAGUUUAAUUUUAUUGACAGUUUACCGUUUAGAAAUAUUUAAGUCAGAUUGCAUAUUUAUGAUCACAUAUUUCACAGUCUGCGAAAAUGAAUGAAGAUUUUCGACCCCAACCAACCCCAAAUUGCGAGCGAGUAGCAUUUAAUUUGCUGUCAGUGUCAAUAGGUACACAUUUUCGCACAGUUUUUUUUUUAGAACUUUUGCUUAUUAAAAUGUACACAUCUGUUCGGCAUCAUAACAUGACCAAAUCUAAUUACGACAAUUUAUAGUAUUUUUUUUUACAAUCUUAAAACUUGAGCACAAGUUUUCUUUCAUAAGAUAAAAAUUGUUGUUGUAACAACUUUGUUGUUUUACAUACUGGCACUGAGGCUAUCUGAUUUCUAGUAUUUUUGAAAAGUACAAAAUAAAUUCAGAAUUUCCUAAUGUUCAAAGCAGAUAAGUAAAAUACCUUUGUAAGUAUCAGGCUUUUAUGCUAUGCUAAAUUUUCGAUUCUUCUCCAAGCAUGAUACUAGCUUUUUUUGCAAAGUUGAAUAGUUUUAAAAAUAAUAUUUUUUCUCAUAAUGCACUAUGUGUCAGACGCUUUUUGUCUUAUGACACCGAAGAAAUGUUAAACAAUAUUGUCGAUUUUAUCAUCUAACUUUCGUUUGACUUUAUUAAUUUACAAUAGGUAUUUAUAGUGAAUAAGCAGUAAUU
Molecule: messenger RNA, 2561 nt
Organism: Mercenaria mercenaria
Lineage: Eukaryota; Metazoa; Mollusca; Bivalvia; Venerida; Veneridae
Exons: 3
Coding region: 50-1384 (444 amino acids)
Source: RefSeq, a predicted model, not a curated record